Arachis stenosperma is the source of this 2962-nucleotide messenger RNA. Its product is annotated as small RNA-binding protein 11, chloroplastic-like. NCBI's taxonomy places the organism in Eukaryota, Viridiplantae, Streptophyta, Magnoliopsida, Fabales, Fabaceae. The coding region runs from base 2194 to 2553 and encodes 119 amino acids. The transcript has 5 exons. Gene Ontology annotation, molecular function: RNA binding. The record is from RefSeq and is a predicted model, not a curated record.
CUCUGUUUCCUUUCUUUUCAAUUAAUUAUGUUUGUUGUUCUUAGUCAGUUAGUCGAUUAAUUUUGGUUGCUAGGAUAGUUAGCUUGCAUGCUGUUAGGUAGCUAGGUUGUGGUUACAGGAUUCUAGGCCUGAUAAGUGCUUGGUUCCUGUUUACUUUUUGCUUGCUAGUUAUUUGGUUGUUGUGUGGUGAUGUCCUGUGUUAUUUUUGUUCCUGCUAUGCUGCUUUCUCCAUGCUACCUUGCUGCACUUUACUUGUGAAAUUGUACUUGCUUCUGCCUGAACUUAUGCUUUCACGCCUCAUAUGUAAUUUUUGCUGCUUUUUCCUACCCGAGAACGUCCGAUUUAUUGCCGGAAUGCUGCCCAAAUUUUUAGAAAUUGUCUUGGUUUUAAACUUGCUACCUAGAGUUAAACUUUUGAAAUUGUUUUAUUUUUCUUUGAACUGUGUAGUGUGAUUAGUUGAUUACUCAAACUGAUUGGAGGUAUUUUACUUUGAAUUGAAACUGAGCUGUGAUUCAAGAUGAUGAACACCAAAACUGUGAACUUUGAAAUUCUGUCUCCCUUUGAAAUUUCUGUAUGCAACUUUGUUUCUGGCAUCAUCAUUGUACUUUGUGUUCAUGUAGCAAUUUGAGUAUGGGCUAUAGAAUACAUUUUUGUAGUUUUUGCGUGAUUUAGGCAGGCUUAAUGUUUAUUCGAUCUGUUCUCUGCUCUUAUAUUCUAUCCCCUUUGGGCUGAGUAGAAUGAGAAGAGUUAGCAAUUAGCUUGACUUUACUGCUUUGUAGAGCCUUGUAGCUGAUGCUAUGGCAUACUCAGUCAUACUUCCUGACUCUUAAUGUGAGUUUCUGCUGAAGGCUAUGCUUUGCACUGCAUUUGUAGUGAGUGCCCUAAUAAAUUUUUGUACUCUCCUUCAGUAGCUAAUUAAUCUGGACAAUUAAUCUUGAGUGGGACAUAGCUUGAUGAUUCAAAUUAUCCAUGAAUUGAAAGAAAUUGGCCUGUUGCAAAUAAUAGAAAACCUUUGUGCUUCCAGAAACAAAGAGGGAUUUGGACAGAGCAAUAUGCACAUGUAACUUAUUACCAGAAAAUUUCUUAAAGUCUUUUAAUUCUUUAAUUUUAAUUCUCUCUUGAACAGUUCAUUAUUAGUGAUGGCAAUAACAUGUAUGAUUUCACUUAUGUUGGAAAUGUGGCUAAUUCCCAUUUAUGUGCCGACCGAGCUCUAGCUUCAGAAGGGGAAGUUUCAAAAAAAGCUGCAGGAGAGGUACCUUUAGAUUCUCUCAUUACAUUUUUUGGUGUAUAAAUAUUUGUUUAAUUAUGUAAAUGAAGAUUAAACAUGGACAUCUUAGAAGGCGGUGAUGAUGAUCCUGCUCUAUUGUAGAUGGGUUGUUAGUUAUUCACAGGUGUACAUUCUUUAGAAACCACGGUUGCUAACAUGAUGAUGAGUUGAUGAUACAUUUAAGGGUAGAAUUUCAUCUUUUGGGUGAAUGACAGGACCUAGAAAAUAUAUGUUUCAGCAAAUCCUAAUCAAAUACUUAAGCUAAAAUAAGAAAGAUAUACAACAAAAAACCUUAUUCCACUUGGUAGGGUUGAUGAUUGAUGACAAACUUGGAUCAUUUUGAUGCUGCUAUGUUAUGUUUGAUUGGUUGUUUUGUUUUUUGACUUUUGAAUUUGUAUUCGAAUGAGAUUAUAACAUUCUAGUUUAUGUAGUACUUUUAAUUUGAAUGAUAUUUUAAAGUUUAGAUUAGACUAUAAUUAUAUUUUCAUGUGUUUAUCUAUAUUUUAUUUAUUAUUUUAUUAUAAACGGUUUUUUCGGUUCAACCACGGUCCAACCGGUUGAACCUAUGAACCAGUGAACCAGUAACUAGAGCGGUUUGAUGACCGAUUCGGUUUUCAGAACCUUGCUACUACCCACACUCACCCCCGCGGCCCAGCCGCCUUCUCCAUCACCGAAAACUCACGUCCACCGCUAUCUCACCGCCGCCGUCGCAUCUGCUCCAGUGGCCAUCCCACUGCUCAAGCUCGUCUCCGCAGUCACAACGCGUCUCGUGUCACCACUCGUUCCUCCGUCGCACAGCCCCUGUUCUGCCGCGCUCCAGCCCUCCUCUGGUCCAGUUCCGCCGCGCUUCAUUUCGUGUGUCCGUCGUGCUCCCUCUCCCUCACCUCUGUGCUCUAUGCUCUGGAAGUUGAAGUUGAAGCUGAAGCAUGGAGGGUCUGCGGCAAAUAUGGUGUCAACAGCACCGGUCUCUUUCUCAGCUUCUUUUCCUCCGAUCAAUUUCUUCCAAAAUUUUUGUCAAAGGUUUAGCAUUUUCUACCACAAAAGAGAAAUUAGCUGAAGCCUUUUCAGAAUAUGGCAAUGUCCUAAAUGUUGAUAUAGUACUGAACAAAGCCAAGAACAGAUCUAAGGGUUUUGGAUACGUGACCUUUGCUAAGGAGGAAGAAGCCCGCAAGGCACAGAUGGCCAUGAAUGGAAAGAUAUUGCAUGGACGUGUUCUAUACGUGGAUAUGGAACCAAAUAAGAAACCAGAAAAAUCAUCUUUUGACAAGGCAACUACUGAUGGUUGAUUUGAUCCUCAGUGAUGCUUUGCAUAACCACUAAUUAUUCUGACUCACAAGGGGGAACUUGAUACAUUCCAAGCCUAAGAUUAAAUUGUGAAUUUAGUAGAAUUCUCUUUAGAGUUAGCAACUGGCUUGAACAUAAUGUAUCAGAAUGGGACCUUAAACAUGAGAAGAAGGAGCUGCAUCUCCUCUCAGUGUUUUGCAUAUAACAAUGUUGUUUUGUUCACAUUGUAUAAGUUCUCUCUAUUUUGAUCCACCAAUGAUGUUAAGCGUGGUAGUGGUCACAUUCACACCUAGUAACGGGUCCCUGGUUGCUAAUCAUGCUUGUUGAGAAGUAAAUUUUUAUGUAAACACCUUUGCAAAGCAUGGCAUGCUCGUAAAGGAUGAGAUCUCAAUAAAUCUGUUUAUUUUCCUA